GUCCGUGCUGCUGUUUAUUUGAGAUUGUUAGUAGCUCUAGCUUUCGCUUUUCAGACAACUAUUUGAUGUGAUUUAAACAAUGGAGUCAAAGGCAACUGCUGGAAAUUCAGUGUGUCCGUCCAGUUCAAAAAUGCCCACUCAAACACAAGGUAGCUCACCGACAAACGACGAGCCUCAGACAUCCAAAACAGUCGUAGAUUCCCUGACGAUUAAAGAUCACACAAGCCAAUCAUUAGACGAGGCACUUCGCCCUAGCAAGGUUAGAAGUAAGAAAGUUUCGGAUAAGCAAGCGCCUGGUGUUACAGUUGCAGAUGCCGCAAACUCAGGCCAGAGCAGCUCCUCAGCCACUUCACCGUCUGCUGGGAAGAGAAAGAGCAAAUAUAAGUUGUGCGCCGGAGGUGAACCGGAUUGUGACGACGAGUCUUCUUUUGGCUCGGAAAGUUUCAACUCGUUUUACGGAUCGAGAAGCAGCGAGGACAGAAGAGAUUUCGUAGUGUGGGAGUUCCUCAAUGAGCAAGGUAUCUGGAAGCCGUAUGACCCUCUGAUCACGCGGCUGGUGGAGAAACAGCGAAGGAAGGUGGCGGUGGUGAAACUCAGAGAGGUGGAUGCGAAAAUGUGCAAUAUUGUGAUCGACUUCAAAGCCAUGCAGCAAAUAAGAAUGGACUCUGGGAGCAUGCGUCCCGUGAGGCGCACCCUCUACCCCUACGAUCACGUGACCCUAUCCCAGAAUGUGAUGUGGGACUGGUUGUGCGAGAGUGGUGCAUGGUCUAGGUAUGACGUGGACACUUGUGCGUACAUUGAGGUGGGGAGACUGCACAAGAAGAAGGUGGUGGAUCUGUACAAGAGCAGCUACCUCCCCUACGUCAUCAACCUCAACGGAAUGGUCCAGAUCAAAAAAGACUCGGGCUUCAGACGCAAGGUUCGCCGAACCGUGAUGACUAAUCAUUUCCCUCGCGACGGCGAAUAUCCCGCAACCGCAGCUGAAUCAGAUGCUGCUGUUGAGGCUGUCCCUGAAACAUCUGCUGAAAACACAGGUACAGAUGACCUGGCAACUGAGUCGCCAGUUAUGAAAGGUGCUUCGGAUAUCAAUGUGGAAAAUACUAAGUUGGCGGAACUUCCGGAAGAUCAACCGUGUUCCUCAAACUCUUGUGCAGUACCAUACGAAGCGAACAUUGCUGGCGAGAAUGGCAUCGAGUUGUUGCAGUUUUCAGCCAACCAGUUAGAUGACGAACAUGUAUCCUCUGUUGCUAAUGGCCUUGAACCGCUAUUGUAUGAUCCAAAUGUUACUCUUGUCGAAAAUACAAACGUAGUGUCUAUAGGAGAGGCAACCAGUCCUUCAGAGUCAGGAGGAGUAACGUCUUCGGCAUUAGUGACUAUGCAACCGUCUUCGCAGCAGCAAUCUAAUGAAGACGAGGAAGAAAACAAUGGAUUUGGCCAAACUCAGUUCGAAUACCUUCAACAGGUGUUCAUGGCUCCGACUAAUUCGUCCCAUCUAAUCACCCGCGCUUUUGCGUUUUUCACCGCAAUGAUGCUAGCACCGAUAGUCCCGGUUCUGCCCCGGACCCCUCCGAUUCCAGUGUACAUCCCGCCUCUCUCGAGUCGCAAAAAUACUCGAAGAGUGCAAGGGGUGCGAAAGCCGAGUAGUCCUGGUAAAAGUGGUCAGUACAGUCAGCAAAUGGACAUUGUUUUGAGGAAGUACAGCAGGAAAUGUAAGAAACCACCUGAAGAUGACUGUGCUAUUUGCAUGAUGCCCUUGAACGAGUUCUCCAGUUUUGUCGUCAAUGAAAACUUCACAGGAAAUGUGCAAGCGGAGAGUCAAAUCUACCAGCUGAAAGAGUGCAUGCACACCUUCCACAAGACAUGUGUGGAGGAACUUUACAAGAACGGGAACAGAGACGGAUCCCUGCAAUGUCCAACAUGCAAACACGUGUACGGAGUGCUCUGCGGAACCCAGCCGCCGGGCAAUAUGCACUUCCACGUCAUCCCCUUCUCACUCCCGGGGUAUCCGGAGUGUGAGACGAUCCAGAUCAUCUACAAUAUCCCUGCUGGAAUACAAGGGCUGGAGCACCCGAGUGCCGGCCAAGAGUACACUGCCCGCGGAUUCCCCCGCAAGUGCUACCUGCCUCACAACGAACAGGGUAUCCGAGUGCUCAAACUGCUCGUCAUUGCGUGGGAGAGACGCCUCAUAUUCACUAUCGGUCGCAGUGCAACAUCAGGCGAAGACAAUACGGUCAUUUGGAACGACAUCCACCACAAGACUGAGUUUGGAUCAAACACCACAGGACACGGAUUCCCUGACCCUUGCUACUUCUCAAACGUUCUCUCAGAACUGCACGCCAAGAACAUCACGGAGAGUUUACUGGAUCAACACACGUCACCAGCAGAACUGUCGUCGACAAUGCCUCGUCGUACGAGCGAAGAAGUGACGAACAUUAAUUCAGUGGUAUCCCAGUCUCAUCCGACAACUAGCAGUAACUUUUUCACUGAAGGAUCAGGAGGCAAUGAAAUCACGACAACGACUUGUGUGUUAGACAUAUUGAUAGCAUCGACAAGUGAUGUUUGUCGUUCCGAAAACUCGGAAAGAGUAGGAAAAGACGCCCAAAAUGUUUCAGCCAUAGCACCACAGACGUCGCAUGAUCAGAUGCAAUGCAAGAAUCCUGAAGUUUUGCAAUUGACGUUGUCACCAGGAGCAAACAGCGACGUCUUAACAGCAGAAGAGAGUGAGCUGAAAUGUGACAAUCUUACACUGUAUGCUUCAGAACACGAAAACUCCGCGCUUAUUUCUCAGAUUGAACAAACUUGAGAAAAUUAGAAAUUUGAUGUUUUAUACUUUGCAUCUGAUUCCCUUUAAGUGUUCUAUGUUCCCUAAAGCAGAUUAGUAUUUCUAACUUAAUGUUGACUGACGUUUUGUUUUUAUUCAUUGCUCACGUCUUUUUUCAACUUGAAUAGUUUUCCUAAACGCCAGUUUUAUAAAUUAAUUUCCAAGUGUAUGCAAACUAUGAUGCUCGAAAUGAAGUUCAGGAAGUUGCCAAAUUUGAGCGUAUGUUGCUUUUUAAAGUAUGACAAUUUAGCUCCUUUUGCAAAUCUAACGAAGAAAUUUCAAUCAUGCUUAAUUGCAUUAUUUAACCAGUGAACUAGUUGGAAAAUACUCGUUGUCAUUUCCGAGAUAAUAUAAUCAUUUAUAUUUAUUUUGGAUGGUUCAUACAUUGUUCUAUAACCAAAUGGCUAAACUAUCGAAGAGUGGAAUGAACAACAAUAACUGCACAGUCGAUUCGGCUUAAAGUAUUUUUCUUGAUGCUUGUAGUGUAAAUUAGAAAAACUAUGAAUUAGUUUAGAUGAGUCUUUUCGAUGUUACAACUGGUAUGUAUCUAAAUGUGACAACUAAUAAAUUUUAGAUUAA
This is a messenger RNA of Symsagittifera roscoffensis, 3400 nucleotides long. Its product is annotated as E3 ubiquitin-protein ligase DTX4-like. Gene Ontology annotation, cellular component: nucleoplasm. Gene Ontology annotation, molecular function: zinc ion binding; ubiquitin protein ligase activity. Gene Ontology annotation, biological process: protein ubiquitination; Notch signaling pathway. The transcript is spliced from 8 exons. Lineage: Eukaryota; Metazoa; Xenacoelomorpha; Acoela; Convolutidae. The record is from RefSeq and is a predicted model, not a curated record. Bases 80 to 2803 code for a protein of 907 amino acids.